UGUAGCUUGCCACGGUACUACGGCGUCACGGAGCCACACCUACGAGUUUCUCGAUAUUUUCAACCCUUUCAGGACAGUGAGCUUUCUGCCAAGUUUGGGCCGAUGGAGAGCUACGAGGAGGACGACGACACCCAUUUCUGCAUCAAGUGUCACCUAACGAUACACGGCCUCGAGAAUUACGUGCGCCAUCGUCAAUCGGGAUGCCGUCCACCUGACGACAAGAACGUGUGGGUCUCGCCCACGACGCCCGCUUCCCCCACCACCGUCUCCUACCCCGAGAUACUGAACGCGGACGCGUUCUUCAGCUCGUUGGAGCUGCAGAGCAGCUCGAAGACGAAUCCCCGGAAGGCGCCCUCGUCGUUGCUCGACGAGGGUAAAAAGUCGAUUAGGAAGGAGGAGAGGAGGAGGAGGGGCCAGAGGGGGGGCCAGGUGGACGGGGAGGAGGCGAAGGAGAAGCAGCACAUUCACAACAUGCUGCCACAGGUCCCGGUUCUCGUCGACGACCCGACCGACUAUCUCUGCAUCCCGUCCCUCGUCGGCUUCCCCGACAUCGUCCCCCCGAAACCGGCGGCCGCGACCCACAACGUGGGCCGUAACAAGUUGACCCAACCGAUGGGCCACGUGGCCCAUACGGGUGGCAUGGUCGAGGGUGGAGGGGGUGGAGGGGGGGCAUUCGUCGCUGGGGCAACCGCAGCAACCGCCCCAUCCACCUCCUCCUCCUCCUCGUCGAAGACUCACCACGAGGCGGAAAACUCUUUGGUGGAGGGCCUGAUGGCGUCCCACCACGUGGAGGGGGCGAAGGGGCAGGCGGGGGACAGGAAGAGGCAGCAGGAGGAGCCGCAGAGCAGGAUGGAGCAGGUUCAUCAAACGUGGCUCGAGGACACGAUAUUGGCCGAGUUGGUCGCCAACAACGAGGCAUCGAGCAAAGAUUUGGCCAGGUACGGGUUCGGGUAUCAACAGGAGGAGGACGAGGACGACGAUAUAUUGGAGGAGGAUUUGGGGGAGGAGGAGGAGGAGGAUGGCUCGUACACGGAGUCGGAGGAGGAUAGGGAGCGUUCAUUGCGCGGUCACACCGGUGGCAAAUGGAAGCCGGAAUUGGACGAUCUCCCUCAAAAUAUGUCUCAACUUCAGGAGGAGGACGAAGACGAGCAGCAUCAAGAACAUCCGCCGCCGUCUCACACCGGCGGCAAGUGGCGGCCCUCGGACCCAUCAACCCAGAGGGGGGGGCAGGAGGAGUACGGGGCCAAGGGCAGCAACCACGCGGGACAACAACCACCGCCUGGGCACACGCGAGGGAAGUGGAUACCGGGCGCGAGGGCGGAUAUCGGGUCGGGUUAUUGGUGCAACCCUUGCGGCAGGAAACUCGCCUCCCGACUGGUGUACAACAGGCACCUCCGCUCCGAUUUGCACGCCAGAAGGAGCGUCCGAGAGAUGGACGGCGUUCUUUGCCUGCCGCGCGCCGGCAACCCCCACGUCGCCAAGAGAUCUCGCCAUCAAGUCGAUCGACAGAGAGGACAAGGGAGGGGACAAACGGGGGUCGAGGCGAAGGUUGGCGUUAAGAAAAGUUUGCGGAGACGGGAGAAGGAGAUACUUUGCUGCGAGAUGUGCCACGCGAGGGUGAGAAGGGCGCAAAUGGGCAAGCAUUUGCUCUCCCAUUAUCACUGCCGCGUGGCGGGCGUAAAUCCUCGCGGGCCACGGGCCCGCCGCUUUCUACUCGAAAAUAUGGCCAAUGUGGUUCGCCAGUGCCCCUUCCAGUGCUUCUCCUGCCGCUUUUAUUGCAACACCGAGGACACGUUCCUCCGCCAUUGGAGGUCCGAGCUUCACGCCAAAACCCUCGAGCAGAUAAGCGGCAGCUACAGAUGCACCCCGUGCGACUUUUGGUGCGAGGAAAACGAGGCUAUGGAGUGCCAUCUGCUCGACCCGAGCCACCGAGACGUGGUCUCGAUGAUGAACGGCUCGGUGCCGAUCAUGAUAGGGCGGCAACGGGGCCUGCCGUGCGCCGGUUGCGACCGCCGGUUCCGUUACAAUUUGCAGCUUCGUAUACACGCGAAGGAGACGGGCCACGAGGAGAGUUUGACGGCGAGCGACGAGUAUCAGCAGCGGAUGAAGUGCAAGCUGUGCCCGCGGGUAGUGAGGUCGUUGGUGGCGCUUCAACGCCAUCAACUGUCCUGCCACGCGGCGAAGACGGCGAAGGGGGGCGGCGAGGGCGACACGGCGCCCUAUUUCUGCUCGUUCUGCUCGAUGAACUUCGCCACUGCGAGGGAGGCUGUUCUCCAUCGAAGGACGUCCAGCCACAAAGAGGUGGUGAAGGCUCGGAAGAGUAACGGGGGCGCGACGGCGGCCGCCACGAUCGGUCGACAGUGCCCCCAUUGCGAGGAGAGACAGGCGAAUUUGUCGGACCACAAGAGCCAUCUUCUCGAUCGUCAUCCCGAGCUUUGUUACAGAUGUCCGAGGUGCGGCACGCUUUUCGCCCUGUCCCAAGACGUGACCAGGCACACGAGGGAGAACAAGUGCCAGGAGGAGGAGGACGAGGGGACGAAGGCGAAGGGUGGCGAGGGGUGGAGGUGCGGGGAGUGCAGUUUCUCGACCGAUUCCCGGUCGGAGUUCAUCUUCCACGAGGCCCUUCACGCGGGCCCCGUGAAUCAUCCGUCAGGGGCGCCUGAGAGAGCGGGGCCCGCCAAACCGUUGGCCAAGUACUCCUGCCCCGUGUGCAAGAGGGCGUUCGCCAAAGUGUCGUUGCGGAAUCACAUCAGGAGUCACACGGGGGAGAGGCCGUUUCCUUGCGCCAAAUGUCUGGCCCCCUUCUCGAGGAGAUCCGACCUGAACGCCCAUCAGAAGGAGUGCACGGGGUCGUCCUCGGCCGGAUGGCCGGAUGGCGGGUCGUCCGGGAGGAAGCGCGGUUUCGCCUGCUCCGAGUGCAACAACGCUUUCUACACGAAGCACUCGCUAAGGCAGCACAUGCUUCGACACGCUGGGAAGAAGUACAAGUGCGGGCUUCCGGGAUGCCCGACCGUGCUUCGCACAGCGUCCGAGCUGAGAUCGCACGUGAGCUUGGUUCACGACGCUACGCCGUCCACCAGACGUUACAAAUGCUCGGAUUGCACUUACGCGGCCAAGACGAGGACCCAGCUUCGACGCCACCGUGCACGCCACGACGGAGCGGAGAACGCCACGAAAUCGGAUCUUCGCCCCUGUCCAUACACUGGAUGCGCUUUUCGUACUAAGAUCGCUUCUCAUUUGCAACGACACGUGCGCCUCCAUACGGGCACUAAGCCGUACAAGUGCCGCCAUUGCUCUUACGCGAGCAACAAUUUGGAGAAUCUUAGGAAACACGUAUUGUCGACGAAUCUGCAUCCAGGCAAGACGAUUUACGAAUGCGACGUUUGCCAAGGGAACAAUCCGGAACCAUUUCGAACGAAUUUCGCGAAAGAACUUCGCGCACAUUUGUUGGAAGUGCACAGUGACACGUUUUCUACGCCUGGCCACGCGAACGACUACGUUAUCGGGAUUUUUAAAGUCCAUCGGAGCACGGAUUUCGUCGACGAGCCGAAUUAAUCGGUUUCGAUCGUUUCGCUUUCCCGAUGGAACGUUGAAAAUUUACGACGGCACGUGCGUCUUAAAAUUGGUAAAAGGCGACCCGCAACGGUUCACUUCGGCACACCGCGGCAACAUCUUUCAAAUAUAUCUUUCGGAUCGACGAUUGCUCGCGGGAGUAUCGUUGAAUUAUCCCCGAUGCACCCGGCAUAGCGCACGGAUGCGCGUUAGUUCUGGACGUUGGUGGCGUUGUUGUUGUUCUCUCUCGUUGUUCGCGAUCGUGCGAACCGGUAGGCCUGUACCACGCCAGGAAAUAGUUAAAGUGAUGUACGGUCACGUGGCACGAUACGUAAGCACUUUAGACGCGUAUACGAUCGAAUCUUUAUAUCCCUUCGAGUUUUGAGAUAUUAUGAGAAUCGUUCGAGUUCAUCCGCCAUAAAUUAUCAUGGAUAUAUAGCCGUAACCCGCAUUUACGUUCUAAUUGGUUUCGUAAGUUGAAAAAGACGUAUAUCGAAAUGAACGUGAAGUAUAUAAAUACAUAGAUACGAAUUUAAAAAAUAUAUCUAUAUAGUUAUGAAAUGAUUUUGAAUUUGAUUUAAAUUUUAUCUACAUUCUUUGAUCAAAGCAGAAGUCGUAAAUCGAAAGAAACAUCAAGUUGGACACGAAGAACAUAUAUAAAGAUACGAAUUUAAUUUUAUCUUUAUCUCUCGUAGAAAUAGCUUUCAGCUGAAUUAAAAAUGGUUUUGUAAAUAAAAUUUCGUAUAUAUACAAUUAUUACACGUGGAUAACUUUAUACGAUACUUAUUACAAUUUGAUACGAAUCAAAAAUAUGAAAAAAGAUAUUAUUGAUAAAAACGACGUAAGUAAAAUACGACUUAGAUCAGGUUAGGUUUCGUUCUUAAGCGAUCAAACUACUUCCAAAUGUCACUGUUUCGACAUUAUU
Molecule: messenger RNA, 4477 nt
Organism: Apis laboriosa (Himalayan honeybee)
Lineage: Eukaryota; Metazoa; Arthropoda; Insecta; Hymenoptera; Apidae
Product: zinc finger protein 91
Exons: 10
Coding region: 103-3555 (1150 amino acids)
Biological process (GO): regulation of transcription by RNA polymerase II
Cellular component (GO): nucleus
Molecular function (GO): RNA polymerase II transcription regulatory region sequence-specific DNA binding; DNA-binding transcription factor activity, RNA polymerase II-specific; zinc ion binding
Source: RefSeq, a predicted model, not a curated record